CAUCGGGCCAUCGUCAAAUGAAAUCAUUCCAGGGAUAUUGGGUCGAGAGGCUUGCCUGGAACAUAUCCAUGGGCUGUAUUAAGACCAAUCCAGGACGGCCCAAACUUUCCGAGUGACAGACAUAGCAGCACGUGUGAAAAACUGUUUAGCGUGCCAGUGCCAACUACCUUCUCCUUCUCUCCCUCUUCUCUCUCACAGUCACCAACUACAACCAAAACGACAAAUCUCGUAAUCGGGCCCAAAAAAAAAGCCCAACAUUAAUGAUUAAUUAAUAAGAAAAAUGCAGACUUUGAAUCCAAACGUCGGAGUGCUGCUGCUCUAGCUUUCGUCGCUGCAAAUUCUUCUUCAGUUACUCCAACGGAAAAUCUGCUGGGAGAGAGAAAGAGGAAAUAAACGAGAGGGAGGAGCUAGAGCGACGAAAAUGUCGAGCUGGACGAUCGCUUUCAAGCCAUUCCAAAUCCCAGCACUCCUCAACCUCCCUCUCCGUCGUCCCCAAUUCGCCGUCGGCGGUGUCUUCGUCGGCUCCACUACCACCCUCUGCCGCUCUUCCCGCCUCGCUUCCUCUCCUUUCGCUUCCAUGUCCACCUUCACUCUCCCCUCCAAAAAAGAGGCUGUCAAGACUGAAAAGGCGCCGGCCGCUCUUGGCCCUUAUUCUCAAGCUAUCAAAGUCAACAACCUUGUGUUUGUUUCUGGGGUUUUGGGUCUCAUUCCAGAGACUGGGAAAUUCGUCUCCGAGAAUGUUGAGGAUCAGACGGAGCAGGUCCUCAAGAACAUGGGAGAAAUUCUGAAAGCUAGUGGCGGAGACUAUUCCUCGGUAGUCAAGACAACCAUCAUGUUGGCUGACUAGGCUGACUUCAAGAAAGUGAAUGAGAUCUAUGCAAAAUGUAAGUAUGGAGUAAUGUAGGACGUGCUUGUGCUGUAGCUGAUACAAAUAUAUUUCCAUGCACUUCAUACGAUGCCCUUGUGACUCUGUAGCACUAUACCUGCUGUAGGAACACCUUACCCCACUAUAUUGGAUAAUAGGUCCAUUAUUUCUGUUAUAUGUUUCUGUUUCUUUGGCAUGGAACUUGGAUUGGCAUCUCAUAUGAAGCAUGCAUCCUUUGACUUAUAGAAACCCUUCAACAACUUAAAUGGAAACUUAGAAGGGAAAAAAUAUCAUAUUGUUGGGAAAAUGUUUCUGACCAUUUGCUUUUUCUGCUUACAGAUUUCCCUGCUCCAUUCCCAGCUCGAUCAACGUAUCAGGUAGCAGCAUUGCCGUUGAAUGCCAGGAUUGAAAUCGAGUGCAUUGCAGAACUUCCUCAGAAGAUCGAAGCUCAACCUGUCUAGGUAAAACAAACCUGAAUGUAGUCUUGGAAACCGAGGUUAGUAAUAAGCAAGCAUGGGAAGGGAUCUCGAUAGAUGAAAAAUUGAUCAUUAGGCAUUUUCAGUUGUAACCCUCUUGAAUAUGUGUGUCCACAACUGUUGUCCAGUUUGUAAGUUGGUGGCAGUACUCUGCUCGCCGAUAUCCUUCGUGUAGCAAUUCAAUAGAGAGGGUGACCUCCCUGUAAGAAUUAUAUGGUAAUGCACCCAGUGAGAGUUGAAUCUGUGCUGAAAAUAAGUUAUAACGCUUGGUAUCUGCAGCGUUCAUGUUUUGGCGUUUGAAAUGGGAUCUGACAAUUUAAUCCGUUCCUUGUGUAGCUAUUUUGCCGAACUUUCUCUUACGAUUGAAGAACGCAUACUAGUCUGACUGGGUUCCAUCUUAACAUAUGGUUAUUAAUUAUUAUGUAUUACCCUUUGCUAUCUCUUUCUGGAAAGCCACUUGUUCUUAUGAAGAUAACUCAUUGUUGAAUCUGAGAACAAGAUCCUUGUAGCGAUCCUUGCAGACCUUGGAAUGUAUGGUUUGCAUGCCAAGUCAUCUCCCAAUAUUUUGGGCGAGAGUAAUUAUUGUCAUUAGCUGGAACUUGAACAAAGGGUUUCCUGACAUUACUUAAUAGCAGGAUCUGGCUUCCAUCAGCUGGUAAACUACUGAUCAAUAAAUAUUAUUAUUGACGAACAGCUGAUCAAUGAAUGCUAUUGCCGAUU
This is a messenger RNA of Linum trigynum, 2061 nucleotides long. NCBI's taxonomy places the organism in Eukaryota, Viridiplantae, Streptophyta, Magnoliopsida, Malpighiales, Linaceae. The record is from the annotation of a GenBank genome assembly.